Molecule: messenger RNA, 3537 nt
Organism: Ooceraea biroi (clonal raider ant)
Lineage: Eukaryota; Metazoa; Arthropoda; Insecta; Hymenoptera; Formicidae
Molecular function (GO): nucleic acid binding
Source: RefSeq, a predicted model, not a curated record
AUGGAGCAGAGUGAACAUGACCUGUUGGAGGAAGCCAACAAUGUUGCUACCUUGGGCGAAUAUUUCGCGUGGGUGCAACGUUGUGACGAGUGUAUUGAACAAUUGGAAGAAAAGAGUCGUGCCAAGCGUCCGCGGCUAUCCAUCGGAAAUAUACAAUCGUUAGUGGCUCGAAUCGCGCGGCUCGAGGGAUUGAAGAAGCGUUUGGAAAGACUCUUUAUACAUUUCGGUGGUGGUGGUGGUGGUUACGCUGAACAGCCUUCCACCGCAGAACUCUCAUGGCGAGAGAUUGAUACCGCGUUUGAAAACCGUAUAUUAACCGGUGCGGUGAUCAACGCGAAUUACAUCGAGCCGCGACGAUUCCUGGAAGACGCUAGUAGCAUAGUGCUGGAGCAUGUGCACAACGCUAUUGAACAACACAACAGCGUAAAACACGAGCAGCACGUGAUCGAGCUCACCUUGGCAAUUCUCGAAGAGUUCCAGGAGCGCGAUAGCGGAUGGGCCUUGUCGCGUAUAUUGAACCUGAUCAUCAACGUGAACAAGUACAAUCCCUUGCACGCGGGAUGUUACAUCAAGUUAUCGGAGGAGAUAAAGUCGAAGAAAGCAGUGGUGAACGUGCGAACGAUGGACAAUGCGUGCUUCGCGUGGUCGGUGGUCGCCGCUCUUUAUCCUGCGGAAAGGCACACAGAACGCAAAUCUUCGUACCUGCACUACACGACGGUGCUGAAUCUCCAGGGCAUAGAGUUUCCCGUAACGCUGAAGAACAUUGUGAAGUUCGAACGUCUGAACGACAUCUCCAUAAACGUGUAUACCAUCCAGAAGAAGAAGAAAGAAGAGGAACAACUCACGAUCGUACAACGACUCACCGAUGAGAAGAUGGAUAAGCACGCAAAUCUGCUGUACGUGCAAGAUGCGCAGGACAACAACGUGGGACAUUUCGCGUGCAUCAAGAAUCUAUCCCGCUUAGUGAGUUGCCAGAUAAAUAAGAAGAAUGGGCAAAUAUACAUUUGUGAUCGAUGUCUACACUACUUCUACACUAAUGAGAGAUUGGAGGCCCACUCCGUGGAUUGCAGCAAGAUGAACGAAUGCGCCAUCGUCUUACCUAACGAAGAGGACAAGUGGCUAAGUUUCAUCGACUACAACAGGAAGGAGCGAAUGACGUUCGUCGUGUACGCCGAUCUGGAGUGCAUCCUGCAGAAGACGGAGGAGAAGGACGACCCGAAGCUGUACCAGCGUCACCGGGUAUUCAGCAUCGGGUAUUAUGUGCGGUGCUUCUACGACGACUCGCUAUCCGAGUACCGAUCCCGUCGCGAUACCGAUUGUAUAUCGUGGUUUGUCGAAGAAGUAAGAAGUUUAGCGUAUCGCGUGAAAGCGAUUUUGUCGAGAAAUGUCCCCAUGGUAGAAUUAACUCGAGACGAGCGCGAAAAAUUCGAUAGCGCGACGCAGUGUCAUAUCUGCGAGAAACCGUUCGCGCCGGACAACACGCGGGUUCGUGAUCAUUGCCACCUGACCGGUCGAUACAGAGGUCCCGCGCACGCGAAUUGUAACCUAAAUUACAGAGAUUCGCGUACUAUUCCGAUAGUGUUCCAUAAUUUAUCCGGCUACAACGCGCAUUUCAUUGUCAAAGAACUGGCCAGCAAUUUCAUGGGCAAUGUCGAUGUAUUGCCGAUUAAUAAAGAAAAGUACAUUUCGUUCACGAAACACGUUUACAGGUUCGAAGACGAUAAGACAACAUGGCGAAACCACAUGCAAUUGCGGUUCAUCGAUUCAUUUAAAUUCUUAAGCAGCAGUCUCGAUAAAUUGUCAUCUUAUUUAAAUAACAAUAAAUUCCGAAUCGUACGAUCCGAAUUUGCAAAAUUGUCGGCUGACGACUUUGAUUUACUUACGGCGAAAGGGCGUGUUCCUUUACGAGUACGUGGAUUGCGCCGAAAAAUUGAGGAUACUCGCCUACCGCCGCGCGAAUCGUUCUAUAGUUCUCUGACAGGUGAUACGGUAUCCGAGAGCAAUUACGCGCACACCGAGAACAUCUGGCAGCGGUUCGCCAUUCGAACGCUCGGCGAGUACAGCGAUUUGUACUUGAAAACGGACGUCUUGUUGUUGGCCGACGUAUUCGAAAAUUUCCGCGAUAGCUGCAUCAAUAGUUACGGUCUGGAUCCCGCGCAUUAUUACACUCUGCCCGGUUUUACGUGGGACGCGAUGCUCAAGCAUACGCGUAUAAAUUUCGAACUUCUUACCGAUAUCGAUAUGGUCAUGUACGCGCAAGCCAACAACAAGUGCAUGCAGUCGUACGACCCAUCGAAACCUUCGUUGUAUCUCAUGUAUUACGACGUUAAUAACUUGUACGGUUGGGCAAUGUGUCAACCACUGCCCUAUGCUGAAUUUCGAUGGAUCGAUGACACUUCCAAUUUCGACGUGAACGUGAUCACUCCUGAUUCACCAAAGGGAUACAUUCUUGAAGUCGAUCUCGAGUAUCCGCAACAACUGCACGACGCGCACGUCGACCUUCCGUUCUGCCCGACGCGCGAUAAGCCGCCGAGUAAACGGCAGGAUAAGCUGCUCGCAACUGUGUACGAUAAGAAGCGGUACGUCAUUCAUUAUCGUAACCUGCAGCAGUGUACGCGUCACGGUCUUCGCGUCACAAAAAUACACCGCGUAUUAGAAUUCGCGCAAUCUCCAUGGCUCCGCGAGUACAUCGAACUAAAUACGCGAUUUAGAACGGCAGCGAAAACUGAUUUUGAGAAAAAUUUGUACAAACUAAUGAACAAUGCGGUAUUCGGUAAAACCAUGGAGAACGUGCACAAUCACGUGGAUGUUAAACUGUUAACGAAAUGGAACGGACCAUACGGUUCGGAGGCAAUGAUUGCGAAACCGAAUUUUCACAGUCGCAGCGUCUUUUCGGAAAACCUGGUCGCGAUCGAGAUGCGUAAGCUCGAGGUGAAGUUCAACAAACCGAUCUACGUGGGUAUGUGCAUCCUCGACAUAUUCAAGGUCUGUUUGUACGAAUUUCACCACGAGUACAUGUUACCUCUUUAUCGCGAGAAGUGUAAGGUUACGUACACGGAUACCGACAGUUUAAUUUAUCAUAUCGAGUGCGAGGACGUGUACGAGCAAAUGAAACGCGACCUUGCACGAUUUGAUACAAGCUAUUACGCAUCCGACAACGUAUACGGAAUACCGCUCGCGAAUAAAAAAGUACCAAGUUUAAUGAAAGAUGAGAACAACGGCGCGAUCAUGACGGAAUUUGUGGGGCUCAGAGCCAAAAUGUAUGCUUUGAAAGUAGACGGUAAAAAAGAUACGAAGAAAGCGAAAGGUGUUAAGAGUAAUGUAGUCGCGCGAACGAUAGCGUUCGCUGAUUACAUGCAGUGUUUGAAAGACUACAUAGAAAUGACUCGAGAUCAAUCGCGUAUAACAUCGAAGCUGCAUAACGUGUACACCGUUCGCGAGACGAAAAUCGCUCUGAGUCCGUACGACGAUAAGCGCUACGUUGUACCCGAUACGAACAAUACGCUGCCGUGGGGACAUUUCCGGAUACCGUUGUAA